AUGGAUGUAAUCAAGCAAAAAUACCCAGCUUGGAAAAGACUACUACACAAAUGGCAAGCAAGAAGAGACAUCCCUUUCCGUCGCAAAUUCUUUAUUGGUUACGAUCUCUAUGGCAACACCUAUUGGGAAUUCACAAUUGAUGGCAAUGUGUCACGUUUACGUCGUAAACUAGAACCUUUCAAACAAGAAAUCUUCAAAGUUGAUUAUUUCAAGACAAUACCUCCCCAAUGGCUCCAAUGGUUAAGAAGAACAAGAUUUGAUGCGCCAACUUUAGAAGAACUUGUGCAAGAUCAAUUACGACAACAACGAUUGAAAAUAUUGGCAAAACAGGCAGAUGAGAAAUGGCAAUUGGAGAAGUUGAGAUUAGACGAAGAAAACAGGAUUAAAUUACAACAUGAGUUACAAAGGGCUGAAAUGGAAAAUGCGCCAAAGAUAGCUGAAGAGGCUCAAGAAUCACAACUGGCUGCUGAGGAUACCAAUCCUUGGAAACAAGCCGAUCAAUCUAAAGAUGGUGACCCUAUUGAAUCUGCCACUAUAAAACCACGAUAA
This is a messenger RNA of Lodderomyces orthopsilosis Co 90-125, 549 nucleotides long. RefSeq lists its product as uncharacterized. The transcript has a single exon. Gene Ontology annotation, biological process: mitochondrial respiratory chain complex I assembly. Gene Ontology annotation, cellular component: membrane. NCBI's taxonomy places the organism in Eukaryota, Fungi, Ascomycota, Pichiomycetes, Serinales, Debaryomycetaceae. The record is from RefSeq and is a predicted model, not a curated record. The coding region runs from base 1 to 549 and encodes 182 amino acids.